Messenger RNA from Cryptomeria japonica (Japanese cedar), 1830 nucleotides. RefSeq names its product MDIS1-interacting receptor like kinase 2-like. NCBI's taxonomy places the organism in Eukaryota, Viridiplantae, Streptophyta, Pinopsida, Cupressales, Cupressaceae. The transcript has 7 exons. The record is from RefSeq and is a predicted model, not a curated record. Gene Ontology annotation, molecular function: protein binding. The coding region runs from base 1 to 1830 and encodes 609 amino acids.
AUGAAGAACAAUCUGCAUAAUCAGAUAAAGGAGCUCCAAGUGAGGGUCCAGAACCUAGAAGUGAAAAUAGAAGACUACAAGCAGUGGUUUGACAAAAUGGGUGACUCCUUCUGCUCAUUGUGUGCCAUCACUAAUGGUAUUAUGAGAAAGGAAACCAUGGGGUUUGUGUCAGGCCAGAGUCGGAUGAAAAAGAAGGCAAGGAAGCUAUUGAAGGAGGGCUUGGCUCUGGCAUUGACAUUAACUACCGCCACUGCAAUACAGAAUGCCAACACUUCCUGUUUUCCUCAUGUAUUUGAAAGGUUUUCUCUUACUUUUGUGUCCCUCACCAAUAACCUUUUGACAGGUGAAAUUCCAGAGGCCAUUAAUGGAGAGCUCAAAUCUUUGAUAACUUUGGCACUAAAUGCGAACUAUUUAACUGGUAAAAUUCCAAAGGGCAUCGGAGAGCUCAAAUCUUUGGGGUCUUUGUAUCUGAAUGAAAACAAUUUAUUUGGACCAAUACCACCUGAACUAGGAAACUGCACGAUUCUAUUGAGUUUGUGUCUCCAGAACAACCAUCUCACAGGUAAAAUUCCAAAGUCCCUUGGAGAACUCAAAACUUUGUCAAAUGUGUAUCUGUAUCGAAAUGAUUUAACUGGAGCUAUACCACUUGAACUAGGAAACUGCACGUCUCUAUUUAUUUUGAUUCUCAACGAUAACUAUCUCACAGGGAAAAUUCCAGAGGCCAUUGGAGAGCUCAAAUCUUUGGUAUAUUUGUAUCUGAAUGGAAACAACUUAACUGGACCAAUACCAUACAGUAUUGGUAAACUCUCCAGUCUUUCUGAGCUUAUCCUAAUUCCACCAACAUUGAGUAACUGCGCAGCCUUAAAGAAGCUGAAGCUCUCUAGCAACUCAUUUAAUGGAAAUGUUGAAAUCCAAUUUUCUUCUUCGAUACAAGUUUUGUCUGCUCAUUCUAAUAAUUUUUCUUGGACCCUGUCGGCAUCGUUGGUCAAUUGUACACAGCUUACUCUUCUUGAUUUCAGCAAGAAAAGAUUGGUGUUGGAUUUAUCUAAUAAUAAAUUUGGUGGAAGAAUUCCCUCUACUCUAGAGGAUCUAAAGGGAUUUAAAGAUCCUAAAGUUUCACAACUGGGUGGCACUGCGCUCUAUGAGGAAAUACCAGCCAUCGAAAUAAAAGGAUUUGAGUAUAGACUAGAAUAUGUGUCGGCGGCAAACACUAUACUGGAUCUCUCAAACAAUAAUUUAAAGGGAGAAAUACCGCCAUAUAUUGGGAAUCUAUCUCAAUUGAGGUUGCUAAAGUUGUCUGGAAACCAAUUGGAAGGUGCGAUACCAGCAUCUUUGGGGCAAAUAGAACCUUUGGAGCAGUUGGACUUGUCUCAAAACAGUUUGAAUGGGGAAAUACCUGAGGAGCUAUCUCUAUUAUCCAAGUUGAGCUAUUGGAAUGUAUCUUUCAACCACCUCUGUGGGCCAGUACCUGCAGGAAAACAACUUAUGACCUUUGAUGAGAAAUCUUACCAGGGAAAUCCUAAAUGUUUAUGUGGGUAUCCUUUACAAAGCUGCAAACAGAAUAAAAGUUCAACAGUGCCUUCACCUUCAAAAACAGUGGGUAAAUCAGUGUGGAGUAAAGUGGAUAAACAUAUCUCAGUGAUUGCUGUGGGGUUGGGAUUUGGGAUUGGACUGGGUGGAAUCAUAUCAAUAAUGGUAUGGUGGGACAGACUUUUGCAUUUCAUGCGAGGCUCCAAAAUAAGAGGCUUAUGUACAAGUGCAGAUUCACAAACUUGUAGUUGGAGUUUGAGCUACAACCCACACUUCUCCUUUUUCUCUUCCACUACUUAG